UUUUUCCUGGGACAGCGUGAGUCGGCUGCGUGUGUGCUUUUCGCGAGCGCAACAGUGUAUCUGUUUUUUCUUUUCGUCCCUCGCUGAAAAUGCCUCUCACUGCUCCAUAGUUACCAAGUGGCAUAAAUUCCGAUGACAACUGACCUGCUGUCGUAUGGUUACUGUAUUCGACCCCACCGAGGCACUAAAAAGAACCAGUGCUGUUCUUUUGUUUAAAACCUCGUUUUUCCCUACUCCGGAGCUGCCUCCUCCUCCUGCUCCUCCUCCCACCCUGGCCUCGUCUGCAGCUUCUCCUGCGGUUUUGUGGGAGCGCGCACUGGCGAGUGGGGACUUGUCCUGGAGCGCACGCGGGAAUGUUUCAGCGCUUACUCAGCACUGCUCGAGCCCGUGCAUUGAAGGAAUGAAAGACAAUUUAUUAUUGAAGCGGAAGGUGUUUAAGGGCCGGUCUCCAGAGGCGCCUCUGUGUCGUGUUUUUACAAGAGUGUCGAGGCAGUCUAAACGCCCAUUUUCAUCCUCGUGUGUGACCCUUGCAGGACAGAAGUGGAGACUGGAAAAUGGUUUAGCACGUGGUGGAUCAGAAUAUGGACCAUUAACAGAUCUACCUGACUGGUCAUAUACAGAUGGAAGGCCUGCACCUCCACUGAAAGGACAGAUCCGCAGACAAAAGCAAAGAGAGGAGUUUGCUAGAAGAGCAGUGUGUCUCAGUGCAGAGGUAGAUGAAGGGAUGAAGCGAUGGCAGGAGAAGAAGGAAGAGAAGAAACAGAAAGAAGAGCAUGUGAAAUCUUUAUUGCUAAAACCUAAAGGAAAUGUAUUAUUAAAAAACAAAAAAUAAAGAUACUUGUGGACAAAAA
Molecule: messenger RNA, 851 nt
Organism: Cyprinus carpio (common carp)
Lineage: Eukaryota; Metazoa; Chordata; Actinopteri; Cypriniformes; Cyprinidae
Product: large ribosomal subunit protein mL52-like
Biological process (GO): mitochondrial translation
Cellular component (GO): mitochondrial large ribosomal subunit
Molecular function (GO): structural constituent of ribosome
Source: RefSeq, a predicted model, not a curated record